AACCUAGCCUACUCUAGGGAAAGCCCAUGGCUCGGGUUACGCGUUGCAUGAUAGUGCAGUGGCUGUGACUAGCGGGGACUUACGUCAUGGUUGAAACUUUGAAACUGUGCCCUCCAUGUUUUGGGGAAGUAACACAUUUUGACAGCGGAAGACCAUUAUCAACGAGAACGAUAGGCUAUACUCGAGAGACGGCAACCUUUAGCAAUAUUUAACUGUCAACAUUCAUUUCAGUUAGUCUGCUGUAGUAACAAUUCCUCCUUCUCAGUGGGGGUAAUAGCCUAUUCAUCGAGAAUGCAUUGGAUACAUCUUAACUUUUGUGCAAUUAUGACUUAUAGCCUUGAAUAGGCUUGCUUUAUUGAUGAAAAGUUUAGUUGGAAUCACCAAGAAGCUACUUUUUUACAUGGAGAUUGCGUCGUCCGUGAGUCAGCAUCGGACUGAUUGCCUCGCAUGAGCCACUGUCGGACGACGGCGGGGCUCAUUCCGUUCGGAGAAUAAGGAUGAGAAAAACCAAAGUGGGACGACUUAUUCUGGCAAUGUGCCUUGGUUCCUUUUUCUUUAUUAUAUUGUAUUUCCAGAACAGUUCUAGAUCGGUGAUUGCACUUGGUGGGGCGAGGAGAAACGCCACAGGGAAGUCCCGGAGAAAUCCGCUGCAUACAUUAUACGACAAUGAUCAGCUGGAGCAGUCUGCUGUGCAGGCGUCCCUUCUGGGCCGCCGAGAGCUCCUGGAGGAGGUCUGCCGCUCGCACACCCACAAGAGGCGCGUGCUGACCCCCGAGGACCUGCGUCACCUGGUGGUGGACGACGAGCACGGCCUGCUCUACUGCUACGUGCCCAAGGUGGCCUGCACCAACUGGAAACGCGUGCUCAUGGUCCUGACAGGGAAGGGGCGCUACCACGAGCCGCUGGCCAUCCCGGCCAACGAGGCGCACGUGCCAGGCAACCUGCGCACGCUGUCGGAGUACUCCGCAGCCGAGAUCAACCGCCGCCUGCGCAGCUACCUGAAGUUCAUCUUUGUGCGCGAGCCCUUCGAGCGAUUGGUGUCGGCCUACCGCAACAAGUUCACGCGUAGCUACAACACGGCCUUCCACAAACGCUACGGCACGAAGAUCAUUCGCCGUCACAGGCCCGACCCGAAGCCCAGGUCUUUGGAGCGCGGGGACGACGUCUCCUUCGAGGAGUUUGUCUACUACCUGGUGGACCCACAAACACAGAGAGAGGAGCCCUUUAAUGAACACUGGGAGCGGGUGCACUCGCUCUGCCACCCUUGCCUCAUCCACUACGACGUAGUGGGAAAAUAUGAGACCCUAGCUCAGGACUCCCGCUAUGUGCUCAAACUGGCUGGCGUGGACUCUGAGGUCCGCUUCCCCACCUCGGGGAAGACUACCCGCACCACAGGUGACAUGGCUGCCCAGUUCUUUCGGAAUAUUAGUCCUUUCUAUCAGAAGAAGCUCUUCAACCUCUAUAGGAUGGACUUCUUGCUUUUCAACUACACCACACCAACUUACUUGAAGUUAAGAUGAGGAUAGGUACAUUUUCCAACCAAUGUCAGUAUGUUUACUUCUUUGUGAAUGUUUUGUGCUUUUUUACUGAUUGUGAUGCCCCAAAAUGAAACUUAAGAAGGGAAAAUGUCAGGACAAUUGUCAUGGGGCAUAUCUCUCUAGUGUGAAGACAUUGACACUGUCUGUGACAGGAGAAUUUAACAAAAUGGCUGCCUCUUUUACGGACUGGAAUUAGUGCCUUAUGUGUCAGUUUUCUAAGGGUUUUAAGGCAGUUACAUGAAGUCACAGCUUUCUUUUGAAUUUCAUUCCAUGCAUGUUUCUUGACUAUUUAUGGUAUUGUCAAAAAUAUUUAUUGUGGAUUAUUGUGGAUGAAGAUUAAACCAAACCAUCCCAAUAAAUUACAUUUCUUAGUGUUCUAUGUAUGUCAGGUUUCAAUGAAAAACAAAAUGUGGGCCAACUACUUUCCCUGUUGACUACUUGAACAUAAUAAAACCCCCUCAGAGUUUAGGAUGAAUUUAGGCUAAGGUGAAAUAUUACUUGAUUCAAUAAUGACAAUAAUGAAAAAGAUGAAUUUCCAAUUUCAUUCCAAUUUGAAUUAAAACAUUGAAAUGAUGGUGACCUGUGGCAGUCCUGCUGUAUCUGGACAGUUUCGGCGCUAAUGAAGGAAGUGGCAAAGGUUCCUUUUCACCGAGUCUCUCUUUAUUUAGUAUGAUCAGCCUGUGUCAACAGUGCAUAGCUGUGGUUUGGUGAAACGCAGACCCUCAUCAGAGCCUUCCUUGUUGAACUAUGCAGGGCAGUAGGAGGGCUAGACUACCUGUGGGUCACUAGAUUCAGAGGAGAAGAUUCUGUGAGAAACACCCAUCUCCAUCUAGAUAUGGCCCACAUGAAAAGUUGUCAAGUUGCUGAAUAAACGUGUAUUGGUUGUCA
Messenger RNA from Alosa sapidissima (American shad), 2426 nucleotides. RefSeq names its product carbohydrate sulfotransferase 11 (gene chst13). Bases 498 to 1520 code for a protein of 340 amino acids. Gene Ontology annotation, molecular function: sulfotransferase activity. The record is from RefSeq and is a predicted model, not a curated record. Gene Ontology annotation, cellular component: membrane. The transcript has 3 exons. NCBI's taxonomy places the organism in Eukaryota, Metazoa, Chordata, Actinopteri, Clupeiformes, Clupeidae. Gene Ontology annotation, biological process: proteoglycan biosynthetic process; carbohydrate biosynthetic process.